CACGCUCUCGUUUAUGCCUUCAGCAGUCUUCGCACUGUGUGUUGUCCCGUGCGUGUUUAUGAGUUCUUCAGGAGCAGUGUGAAAUUCUGUUUGAGUCUUCCUUCCUCUGCUCGGAGGGACAUGCGGUGGUUUAAUCCCCACACAUAGCUCACUCUCUCCCGCUGACGCAGUCCAAAACACAAAGACUGCUGUGAGGUUUCAGGCGCUUUUGUAUCUUUUCUUUUAUUUAAUAAUUCAUGCAUUGUUUAUGAUUGGAACAGACAUAGUACAACAGUCCGUAUCUGAGCUUUUGGAAGAGAGAGCUUCUGCUCUUUGGAUGGUCCUGUAUCAGUUGUCACGAUUCAACACAUUUUUGAAAAAGUAGUGCAAUGGUACUGGCAAGCUCAUUGUCCACUGAGAAGUAAACAAGAACUCACACUGUCACCGUCAGCAAUUGGAGCAGUGGACUUUUCCGUUUUGUAGUUUAUUACACACACAAAGGAAGUAUAAUUGCUUUUCCGGAGUAAGAGAUGAUGGAUGCUCUGGACUCAUUGCAAGGAUCCUCUUCUCUGGAAUCCAAAGCUGAACGUAUCGCCCGCUACAAGGCAGAGAGAAGGCGUGAGCUGGCAGAGCGGUAUGCCAACCUAGAGGAAAGUUCAUCCAAGUGCACUAAGAGACAUCGGGAAACAACAGACACAUCAAAUGCAGUGCCCAGCUUUGAGCAGAACACAGAUGUUUCCUCUGAACUGAGCAUUAAGUCCAGUAAAGAUACCAAUGCUCUGAGUGAGCAAGGAGAAGGGAAAAAAUAUGAGGGAAAGUCUGAAAUGGAUUCCAGAAUUAUCUCCAUUGAUCACAGUGAGGAGAACAAGGAAGGAUUACGAUCACGCCAACAGCACAGUCCGUUAGAAGCAGAGGAAGCCCAGAAACCAAAGGACAACUGGAAAUCAGCUGAUGAUGCCAAAACCGGUGUGCCUGCCAAGAUGUCUCUUUCAAAAGGGCUGGAGAAGACUGACGCCUCACCUACCCCAAAGAACCAGGAAGAAGACAUUACCCACAGUGCCAAGCAACAAAGAGACCAAAUCAACAACGAGAAGAGGAAAGUUUCCACCAGUGACAGUCACUCCCAGUUUUCCUCAUCAGAUGAGGGUGAGAAAAGUUCUGAAGAAAGACAGGAUGAGGAGAAAAUCUCCUGCUCUCAGGCCUUCACUGCAGGAGAUGAGGAUGAGGAGGAAGGGAUGGAAGAUGAGAAGGCAAAACAGAGUGAACCAAGACUGAGAGAGAGACAGCAUUCUGCGAGCUCCCAAGAGUCAAAUGCUCCCUCUGAAGCUCUGAAGAUGGAAGAAGAGGCGAAGGCCACCACACCAGGCCUACAGAGACAAGACUCAGCUCAGCGCAGCAUCAAAGGCAUUCUGAAGAUGAGCCGCUCCACCAGCCUGGACACAGAACCCGAUGAACCGGAGAGGAACAUGACUCCUACCACCAAAACCAAUGAGGAUUUUAGUGUUUUUGAUGGAAAUGAGGAGGAGGAGGAGGAUACAGAGGGGAGGAGGCUGCUGAGAGAGGAAAGCAGCUCAAGUGAGACUCCUCGCACACCAUCCCCAGAUUCUGUGGACAAAACUCCCUCCGUCUCCCAAUCUGAAGAGGGGGAGGAGUUGGACAGCUUGGAUUGGAGCAUGAGCUCCUCUCUAAAAGAAAGGCUGGCAGAGUUUAAGGGUGGUGAUGAUGACUGGCAGAAGAAGAAUAAAGCCACCAAUGUGGUCCAGACGCCCCUGGCUGACCGCUACUCCAAGCUGCAGGAAAGUGAGAAUACCUGGAAGAAGAAGAAGUCUUCUGCAGAUGUAGAACCAAAGAUGUCGCUAGCUGAGCGGAUGAAGAUUUUGCAGGAGAAAGAGGAACAAUGGAAGUCUAGAGGCAAAGGAGCUUCUAAUGACUCCACACAGUUCUCUGUGGCUGGACGAAUGGCUAAGAGAGGCUUAGUGUCACCUAACAGAGAGGAUGCCCCCAUCAUCCUCAGCAAGAAGGCCAUUAUCAGCACACCAGUCAAACCAUUAGAAGAAAUCUCCACCUGUCCUGAUGCUGAGGGAGACAAAAGACUUGACAAAUUGGAGUCCUUCUUGGAUAGACUUCAUAAUAAAGGCAUUUCGGGAACUAAAAACUCCACCAUUGAAGUGACGGAGGAGAAAGAGAAAGAGGUGAUGACCCUGGACGAUGAGGAGACAUUUGGCCGGUUCUACAGUUGCAUUUCACCAACCACCCUGAGCUCCAGUCUCUUGCUGGACGAGGAGGAGGACUUCAGCACUAUCCAGUCAGACACGCCAAAACUAAAAUCAACAGUUGAGGAACACAAGCGUGCAGUGCGGCCCUCCCGGAAAACUAAGGGCUCAAAGAACCCUCUCCGUGCCCUGGCUGCUCGAGACGACCUUAGACAGACUUACACUGAGCAGAGACUCAAUGUGGCCUCCGUGGAAACCAAAAGGAUACAAAUGGAGAGAAUGGCCAAGCACUCUAAUCUGGCAGACGCGGCCUUGGCUGGUCUGGCCAGCAAAGAGAACUUUAGGAAAGUCAACCUACGGAGUGUGAAGUCUACAGAGGUGGUGACCAACAACAGUGCUGUGCCUUUCCACAAGCUCAUGCUCAUCCUCAUCAAAGGACGCAGGCAUAUUCAAGUUCGUCUGGUUGAACCCACAGCCCGCUCUCUGAACAGUGGAGACUGUUAUCUGCUCAUAACACCCAAACACUGCUUCUUCUGGAGUGGAGAGUUUGCCAAUGUUAUUGAAAAAGCCAAGGGAUCAGAGAUGGCCCAGUAUGUCCAGACUAAGAGAGAUCUGGGCUGCAAGGCUCCACAGAUCACAGUACUGGAGGAGGGUAUCAACACAGAAAACCGUUCAGCCAAAGAGUUCUGGAGUCUGCUAGGUGGAAAGACUGAGUACAGAGGCGCAGGAGAGCCGGAGGAAGAUGAACUUUAUGAGAGUGGUAUAGUGGAGUCAAACUGUGUCUACAGGCUGGUGGAGGAUAAGCUGGUUCCUUAUGAGGAGGCCUGGGCAUCUAUCCCCAGCGUUUCUCUGCUCAACUCUAAUGAGGUGCUGGUGUUUGAUUUUGGCAGUGAGGUGUACGUGUGGACAGGCAAGGAUGUUUCUCUGAGUGAAAGGAAGGUGGCAGUGCAGCUGGGCAAACAGCUCUGGAGUGGAGUGUAUGACUACAGCACUUGCAGAGUCAACCCCCUGGACCCCUCCUCAGCCAAUAAAGACACCCCUAAACAAGGUGAGGGCAGACCGAGUUGGGCUCUGUUUGGACGGCUGUCAGAACACAAUGAGACUGCUCUGUUCAGAGAGAAGUUUCUAGACUGGGCAGAGAGGAAAACCAUCAAAGAGGAGUCGGUGGUGGAAGAGGUGAAGAGUCCAGUAUGUCAGCACCUUCCCACCUAUGACUCUGACCUGAAGCCCUGUGAUGUGAGUGAGAUGCUGGCGGGCAAGGCGGGUCCUGUGAAGAUGGUGUUGGAGGGUGUGGAUGUGCAGAGGGGUCACGGAUUAGUCCGUUCAGAGGAUGGGCGUCAAGCUGAGCUGGCCACAAUAGCUGUUGAUGCAUGGCAUAUCCGUGAGUUUGAUGACUUUGAGAUCCCGCAGGAGAGUGUGGGUCAACUGCACGAGGGGGACACUUACGUCAUCCGUUGGAAAUUCUCUGUCACUAAUGUCGUUGGUAAGAGGCUAAAGCCUGGUGAAGUGAGGACAGCUGGCCCAGGCAGGGAGCGCACAGCAUGCUUCUUCUGGCAGGGACGUCACUCUAGUGUCAGUGGGCGGGGCACAUCUGCCUUGAUGACGGUAGAGCUGGGCAACCACAGGGGGGCGCAAGUGCUGGUCACACAAGGAAAAGAGCCUCCCUGCUUCCUCCAACUCUUCCAGGGAGGGCUAAUCAUCCAUCGUGGCUCAAGGGAGGAUAGCUCCAGCAACACAGGAGACUGGCAUUUGUUUUGUGUGCGUGGAGAGGUAGAGGAGGAGGGCUCCCUGGUACAAGUGGAGUGCUGUUGUGCCAGUCUGCGUUCUCGUGCCAGUUUGGUGCUGCUGGGGGUACAGGCGGGGCAGCUGUACCUGUGGCAUGGCUGUAAGUCUCACCCCAGUGCCCGACAGGUUGGAAAGAGGACUGUGGAGCGCCUUACUCAAACGUGUCCUCGUGAGUUGGGUUUGAACAGUAACAGCAGUUUGAAGGUGCUUGAGAUAGAAGAGGGAACUGAGCCAAAUGAUUUCUGGACUGCUCUUGGCAAGCAAGACAGGAAAGUCUAUGACUGCAUGCUGCAAGAUCCAGGGAAGUAUAAUUUCACCCCACGACUUUUCCGUCUGAGUGCCAGCGGUGGGACAUUUCUGGGAGAGGAGCAGUUCGACCCUGCCCAAGUGACAGGAUCUGUCAUGGCAAUGCCGUUUUUGCUGGAGAACUUAUAUUUGGCCCCUCAGCCUGCUCUGUUCUUGGUGGAUAACAGGAUGGAAGUUUACCUGUGGCAAGGACAGCAGCCAGAAGAUACAGAAUGCACUGGCUCAGCCAAGAUCCGCUGGGACAUUGAGAGGAAGUGUGCCAUGGAGACAGUGCUACAGUAUUGCCAAGGGAAGAACUCCAAGCGGCCCCCUCAGGCAUAUUUGAUCCUGGCUGGAGCAGAACCACUCACCUUUACCAACAUCUUCCCUUAUUGGGAGAAAGACCCAAAUAUUAAAGUAGAGGGACCCCAUAAUAAAGUGAUCCUGGUAAAAGAUGCUCUGUCUAAACUCAGCAGACAACAGUACACCCCGGAGGAACUCACCGCCAAACCCCUGCCAGAGGGAGUGGAUCCUCUGCACCUCGAAUACUACCUGUCUGAUAAUGACUUCCAGAUUGUUUUGGAGAUGCCACGGGAUGAAUUUCAUGCCCUCCCAAACUGGAAACAGCUUAAUCUGAAAAAGAGCAAAGGCCUCUUCUAAACCAAAAAAACUCUGUGUCUGCAAUCUGUAUAUUCACUUACAAGUAUUGUCUACUAAGAAAUUGUGUAUUUUCUCUGUAAUUUUAAGCAAACCUUUUUUAUAUGUAUAGCACUAAUAUGUACAGUCUGAAAUUUCUUAAAAAGAUGAACCCAUACAUCACCUUGCUGGUGAUAGCAAUUUCAUGCUUUAUACUUUAGUAGCCUUUGGUUAAACAACUUUUCUACAUGUCUUAAACAUGAAAACGUGUACGUUUUAGGAAAUGACAUGAACAAUAUCCACACACACACACACACACACACAAAUAAUCUACAUUAUGUCUCAAUAAGUACAAGCUCGAAUUAUAAAUAUGUAUUAUAUUUUAUUGUUUUAACCCUUUUGCUGUCGAACUGUGACUUUAAAAUGCAUUAAACACUAAUUGUGAAACUUCAUGUAAUCAGUCGAAAAACAAAUGGAGGCCUUUUUAUAAGUCAUAGCGCUAUGUUUGUUCAAGAUUCACCGCUGAAAGUGAAAUGCUCUUUAAUCAAGCCAUAACGUGUGUACAUAUUAAGUGCACUACUGCCACUGGCAUGUUCAUAUGAAUAAUAUACAGUGUUAUCCAAUCUCUUUAAUGUGACUAUAAGGUAUAAUCUGUCAAAAAUAUUACAAAUAACAGACCCACUUAUUAGGUGUCUUUUACUACUAUGCGUAAUUGCACAGGAAGAUGUAAUCACCUGCUGGGCAUUGCUGCCUGUCGCACCUCCUCCAGUGCCCAUGGGUCAGCUGCAGGGUCAUCAGCCAGAAACCACCGUUCACCGACGUUUCGCUCCUUUAAUUCUGGAACGUCUCCUGGUGGCGGAGCAGUGACAGGGACGUCUCCCUGUCACCCCCUGCAGCUGAUAGCUGUUCUCCCUGCUGCUGUAAUCUGGGGUUAGAUGUUCUUCCCCCAACUCCUAUCUUUCCUCCUCAGCCAGAGCCAAAAGCUACCUUUCUCUGCCUCCUCUGCCAGAUCCUUUGUUGCCCUCCUUAGCCUCCCUCCAGUCACUCCUGCUUCCCUCAAGAGGCGUAUGGUUGAUACCCCAAGGAAACCUCGGCAUCCGACCUCCACUGGGUGGAUGGUCGUCUUCCAGCCAGCUUUCCGGCACUCGGCAGCGAGCUCUGAGUACUUGGCCUUCUUCCGUUCAAAGGCGGCCUAGAUCCCCUCCUCCAGUGGUACAGUGAGCUCGAUGAGGUGCAUCGAUCUCGCCUUGGUUGACCACACCACUAUGUCUGGCCGGAGAGAUGUGGUGGUUAUCUCCGUGGGGAACCGGAGCUGCCUAUCCAGGUCCACCCUCAUGUCCCACUCCUGGUUGGGGGAGAAGGGCCUUGCUGUUUCUCUUGAUCUGGUGCUUCUCCUUACCCCUCCUUCCGACACGAAGAUGGUGGGGUCCUCUACUGAUGGUGGUUGUUUACUACCCUGUCGACACUCCUCAAGUACUUCGGCUAGCUUUCUCAGGACCUGAUCGUGGCGCCAUCUGUAGCGUCCCUGUGAGAGAGCGAUCUUACAGCCUGCCAAGAUGUGCUGGAGACUUGCGUUGGGAGCAUUGCAGAGUACGCAGGAUUCUUCAUUUCCAAACCACUGGUGAAGGUUCCGAGGGCAGGGAAGCGUGUCGUAGGUUGAACGAAUAAGGAAACUAAGUCUUGCCUGUGGGAUUUUCCACACGUCUGACCAACUGAUGUUCCGGUUCAUGAUUCCCUCCCAGGUUGUCCAGCUUCCUUGUCGACCCUGCGCCACGGCCUUGAUUUUAUAGCGAUCUUCCUCCAUCCUCGUCACCUCUGCUACCACCAUCUCCUUCCUUUGCUUGCGAUUGGCCUUGGACCAAAAGCAUGGCGUCUCUCCCCAUCCUAGACCUGCUCUUCCUACCUGCACUCUGCCCAUGAUCUCCCUGUGUUGUAGCCGACCGACAGCUUGAUCGACCUCGGUUUGGGCAUUCCACUUGCGGCCAGUAGGAACCUUGGCAUUUGCGUUCCUUACUGACUCGUCUGUGGACUCCCUCAGCUCGAGAACCAACCUGGUCUUUUCUUGCAUGUAGCCCAACUGUAUGGACUGCAGUGGCAGCUGCAGCAUGUAUGCACUCACUGUGUGCGUACAUGUUGUUGCAUUGUACUUCCAUUUAAAGUACCUGCAUUUAAUUACAUCUGUAGUUACACUGUUAACCUUAACCCCUAAUCAUAAUCCUACCAUACCUCAAACUCAGUAGCAGCAAAUGUGAAUCUUAAGAGAAUUUAGUACCACAAAAUAUAGUUACAGAAUAAGUACAUUGUAUUGUAUGUAUUUUUACGUUAGUACAUAGUAGUUAAAGAAUCCUAAUAUAAAGUGGGUCCCAAAAAACUAAUUAAUAUGUAUGUAUGCGUGUGGAUUCUGAAAUGUAUGUAUGUAUGUGUUUUGUUUGUUCCAUACCAGAAAUAUGCGGCCAGAACAUUAGAAACUCAGUAAAAUCAUGCAAUACAGUCUUAA
Molecule: messenger RNA, 7395 nt
Organism: Xyrauchen texanus (razorback sucker)
Lineage: Eukaryota; Metazoa; Chordata; Actinopteri; Cypriniformes; Catostomidae
Product: supervillin-like
Exons: 28
Coding region: 510-4922 (1470 amino acids)
Biological process (GO): cytoskeleton organization; barbed-end actin filament capping; actin filament severing
Cellular component (GO): cytoplasm; actin cytoskeleton
Molecular function (GO): phosphatidylinositol-4,5-bisphosphate binding; actin filament binding
Source: RefSeq, a predicted model, not a curated record